CGGGGGCGGCGUGGGGGCUGGAGGAGAGCGCGAACCUGAGGAGGAAGAAGCUGGACCAGCGCGCAGGCCCAGAACCGCCCGAGCCGCGGCUGCGGCUACGCCCCAGAACGGAAGAGGGAAGUGAAUCCAGAGCCGUGCAGUGGGUUUCUGCCGGGCUGGGCUUGCUGAGCUAGAGGCAGCAGCGGGAGGAGGCCUUGGCCACGGGUCCUGAUCCGGGAUGUCGAAGAACACGGUGUCGUCGGCCCGCUUCCGGAAGGUGGACGUGGAUGAGUACGACGAGAACAAGUUCGUGGACGAGGAGGACGGGGGCGACGGGCAGGCCGGGCCCGACGAGGGCGAGGUGGACUCCUGCCUGCGACAAGGAAACAUGACAGCUGCUCUCCAGGCAGCUCUGAAAAAUCCCCCUAUCAACACCAAGAGUCAGGCGGUGAAGGAUCGUGCAGGCAGCAUUGUCUUGAAGGUGCUCAUCUCUUUUAAAGCUAAUGAUAUCGAAAAGGCUGUUCAAUCUCUGGACAAGAAUGGUGUGGAUCUCCUAAUGAAGUAUAUUUAUAAGGGCUUUGAGAGCCCAUCUGACAAUAGCAGUGCUAUGUUACUACAGUGGCAUGAAAAGGCACUCGCUGCUGGAGGAGUAGGGUCCAUUGUUCGUGUCCUGACUGCAAGGAAGACGGUGUAGUCCAGCAGGAGGUGUAGUCCAGCAGGAACUGGAUCCACUGCAGGAGUGGGAGUUGCUGGUACAAAGACCAAAACAACCAAAUGCCACGGCUGCCCUGUGGGUAGCAUCUGUUUUUCUCAGCUUUGCCUUCUUGCUUCCUUUUUCAUAUCUAUAAAGAAGAAAAUUACAUGCCAGUUUUCCUUUCAUGAAAAUUGGGAUAGUGUGGAGGAAAUUUGGUUUCAGCAGGAUUUUGUUUCAUCCUCUUGUAACCAUUUCAAUGAUGUUUAUACCAGUCUGUGUAGAGUAUCAUGUACAUUCAGAUUUAAUUGUGCAAUCUUAAACCCCUAUCAGCUGGUUACUGUGUUGUUGGUUUGUUCCCCCCGCCACACUAAUACGAGGGAUCAGAUCAGAAUUUGAGGCCAGUUUCCUAACUCCUUGCUAGUCAGGAAGUGAUCUUUAUUAAAUAUAUAUAUAUUUGAGAAACUGGCAGCUAUUAACAUUGCAAAACUGGACCAUACUUCCCUUAUUUAAGCAAAAUGUGUUUCUGGAACAAGUGGUGGGUGAAAAUCAUUACUAAUUUCCAAUUUUAUUUCUCCUUGUCUCCAGAUUAUGCUGUGAGUUUUAAGAACGCUACUUCCUUUCAACAUUCAAUUAUCAUGGCCUCUUGAUUUCUUUGUGGUCACCCAGGGUUCUGAACAAGGAGUCUUGUUCUAUACAGGUGUAUCUAUAAAUUAACAGAACCUGUUUGGCUUGAUAUUAAAGCUUUGUUGUGUCAAUAAUGUGGCUCCCUUUGGGGAAACUACUCCAAAUCAAAAAGGAUGAGGAAACUAUGAUGUAGUUCAAACUCUGGGCAGCCUCUGAAUGAAAUACUGUUUCUUUAGGAAAAUAGUAGCUGCCUUAGACAUUAUGAUGACAUAUAUUUAUUAUACCAUUUAGUAUGCCCUAUAAAUGUCCUCAGUGUUCUUCAGGGUAAUUAGGAUCUCAAAAGAUUUGGUUCAGAUCCAAACAAAUAACAUAUUCUGUGUUCAGCUCAGUGUUUCUUAAAAAAAAAAGUCACACAGCAAAAAAUUGUUUACUUUGUUGGACAAACCAAAUCAGUUCUCAAAAAGUGGCCGGUGCUUAUAAAAAGCUAUUGUUUCAUAGUAGCUCCAAAAAAACCACCUGAAAGCAUAUGACCAAGAGGGAAAUUAGCCUGUGUUUAGUAUUUACAUUGGCUACCAGUUUCAUAAUCACUGACUUAUAUGAAAACUGGUGCAGAAAUUCUAUAAACUCUGCUGUUUUUGAUACCUGCUUUUUGUUUUGUUUUGUAAAAAUGAUAAAACUUCAGAAAAUAAAAUGUCAGUGUUGAAUAAUUUA
Messenger RNA from Ictidomys tridecemlineatus (thirteen-lined ground squirrel), 2008 nucleotides. The record is from RefSeq and is a predicted model, not a curated record. Lineage: Eukaryota; Metazoa; Chordata; Mammalia; Rodentia; Sciuridae.